Molecule: messenger RNA, 1307 nt
Organism: Lynx canadensis (Canada lynx)
Lineage: Eukaryota; Metazoa; Chordata; Mammalia; Carnivora; Felidae
Product: protein lifeguard 1-like
Exons: 9
Coding region: 1-906 (301 amino acids)
Cellular component (GO): membrane
Source: RefSeq, a predicted model, not a curated record
AUGGACUUGGAGGUCAGUGAACCAAUAGACUUUAGUUCUGGAGAUCAUCAGCGUCUGGUUCGGAAAGCAGUAGAUAGUAACGUCCAGACCAAGUCUAGUGCCUCCACAAGUUCACCUUCAUCUGAGCCACAAAGAAAUCAUGGAGAACCACAUGCAAAGACUAGAGAGCCCAUGGAUAGCUAUGUGGUACAGAUUUCAGAGGAUACCACCCCAGAGUUCAGCAAUACUUUAAGCCAUCCGUUCUCAGAUUCAUCAAUCCGCAGAGCUUUCAUUAUAAAAGUGUUCCUGAUCCUGUCGGCUCAGUUGGUGGUCACUGGGGCGAUUAUCAGCGUGUUUAUUUUCUGGAAGGGUUUAAAAGCUUGGGUGCUCAUGAAUGCCUGGUUCACCUAUGCAAUCUUGCCAGCAUUUUUUGGUGUACUUAUUGUAUUUGCUUGUUGUGGGAAUCUCCAGCGUCAGGUGCCUGUGAAUUACAUUCUCCUGGGAGUAUUUACAGUUCUUCAAGGUCUGCUGCUGGGAGCCGUUUCAGUUUUCUGUAAUGCAGAGGAAGUGCUGUGGGCAACGGCAGCGACUGCUCUGGUGACGUUAUCGCUCACUUUAUUUGCUCUUCAAACAAAAUGGGAUUUCACCGUGCUAAAUGGGAUGCUGUUCGUUUUUCUCUUCGUACUGUUCAUCUAUGGAAUUUUCUUCCUCUUCAUACGCUCAUAUUGGUUGCACCUAUUGUAUGCUGGACUUGGAACUGUACUCUUCUCACUUUACUUGGUGAUGGAUGUGCAGCUCAUGGUGGGAGGGCGCCACCAUCACUCUGACCUGCACCCCGAGGAGUAUGUUUUUGCUGCCCUGAACAUCUACUUGGACAUAAUCAACCUUUUCCUUUUUAUUUUGGAACUGAUUGGACUGGCACGGUAGUCAUAUGGCCAAACUGGUUCAUGUUGAAAAAAGGGAAGGAGGGAUGCUUCUGAAAUGUUGCCAGGCUCAGACAUGAGAAGGUUACCACUUCAUAAACCUUUUGUUAACAAAAAUAUUUAAAGAUACUUACUUUUUGUCAAAUUAAAUCAAGCAUUCAGUAGAUGGUAGCUGUAGCUGUGAUAUUUUUGGUUCUAUUGUCACAUUGCAAAACUAUCUGGGGGACAUUUCUAAUUUUUAUAAAUUCAAAAGAUGAGUAUCAAAAUUACAUGCUUACAAACAUUUGCAAGAUGCCCAUUACAGUGUUGAAGUUUUCCAGGCAGUAUUUCAAGCAGUAAACAACAUCUCUCUACAUGAAUAAAUUUGAUUACAGAAACCUAUAUGUACCCAUUCUCUUCUCUUGG